GCGCAAGCAAGAGAGAGAAUGUGUGUGCGUGUGAUUUGACUUCAGUGGAUCAUGGAGCAGCGCUCUGACCGCGGUGUGUCGGAGUCUCCUGGCCGCACGGACGCGCUUCGAACACGGUUACUUUUGCUCCGGAGCGCCGCUGAACGGAACUAACGCUGGAGGAUCGGAUCGGUACCGAUGGCUGAUCCUCUGCGGAGGACAAUUCUAGCCAAACUCAGGGGCAAGAAACCCAAAGGGAAAGACGCGAGCACCGCGAACCGGCCGAGAGAAGGUAAAGAAAAAGUUUCUCAAACGCAGACAGGGAGAGAUUGCAUUUCACAUGCGAUGAGGGGUAAACAGAGCUUUAUGAACGCGGAUCCGGUUUCCCGGUGCGCCGCGCACGGUAGCGGGUUCUCAGGGCCCGGGGGUCCCAGCGAACGGACCGAGCUGAAGCGGGUCCACACGCCGCGCGUCCGCGGCGACUCGAUCGGCUUCGGCGGCUGCGAUUUAAAACCGAGCCGAGAGGCUUUCAAGCCAACAGAUGGUCAAGAUCUAAAGAAUAAAGAGCCAAAUGUUACAUUACUCGAGCAAAAGGCCGGGAAAAACAUUACGGGCGACUUUAGAAACCCACAACCGCAACCUCACGUGUUUGAUUAUAUAGAUGCGGAAAGCGAUUUAAUUCAGGUCAUAGAAAAUGCGCUGGAGUAUCAUGGAGAUUUUAGAAUGCCCGCAUUGCAAAGUCCGACUUUUUUCCCCACCGAUCUGGAAAUAACAGUGGCCCCCAGGCUGAGAGAUGGGGCCCCUCGACACCACUCGGUUGACAGUGAGGACGACGAUUAUUAUGAUAACCAAAUUCUGCCCUAUUAUGAGUCUUACGCUCAGAUGAAUGACCGAAAUAAAAAUAUUGCAGAGUCGGUGUCAGGAUCUAACAAAACCACGCAAGAAACAGACAGACUGAAGUCCCAACUCAAAGAAGCGUAUUAUUUGCUAAUAAACACAAUGCAUAACAUCAGUUUCGACGGUCAGGUUGAAGAUAACGGAUUUGUGGAUCAGGCCAGUAGUGCAAGUCAAUCCCACGAUAGCGUUAGCACAGAAAGCGACGCGUGUUUGUCCGAAGAACGCAGGAACGAUUCGGAUUCGGCGUUUUUUGCGUUUCUCGAACGAUGCGGGUUGGGAUUGACUGGGUCUUCGCAAAGCCGAAGCUUGCAGAGUAUUCGCAACGCGAAUCCCAAACCCACGCUCCAGCGCUCGGUGAGCGAUAGCAAGGUGAAGUACUCAUCAAACUGCGAACCUGUGGUCGCAUCAGGCCACGAUGCUCAGCCACCAAACCCUACGGAAACCCUUCCAACGCCGACUUCAACGCGCCAGUCCAGUGACGAUGCAACGGUGCCCAAACAUCCCGGAGUCACCGUCAACAAGAUGCAAGAGUGGAUGCAGAAAGGUCGCGUGCUUUCAUCCGAGAUGAAGCAAAGGAUCGCAGGUUCCUCGCUGAGGGCCAAUCACGUGAGGCCGAAAGCGGCGUCACGGCAGCAGACAGCAGCGAUGGAGUUCAUCUCCGGCCCGUCUGCCAUAUGUCAGCGAGACUCCAGCGCACGUCAGACCCCGUUCAACCACAUCACCGUCUCCAAAAAACGCCAGUGGCUCCAACAGAGCUACGCUCGGCCCGUCCUGCCGCCCGAGGACGUCACAGCGGCCCCUACAGCGGAGGAGGAGCACACGCAUCCUCCAUCGGCCACUAACUCAUGUCUGACAGACAAAGAAGCGCCACCACGUCCUCGUCGUCUAGCACUACCCGCCGCUAACGUCAAACCUAGCCGAAUCUCGCCGCAUCCGCCCCGCCGGACGGACCCGGCCGAGGAAAACGACGCCGACGACGAAGGGGAGAUCUGGUACAAUCCCAUCCCGGAGGAUGAAGAGGCCGAUCUGUCGCACCGCAUCCCCGUCAUCAGAGUCCAGACGGGACGGGCGAGCGGAGGACCGGACGGAGACGAAAGACAGACGCUCACGUGCAGGACGCAGGAGGAGAACAAAGCAACAGAUCCUUCAGAGCAGUCCACUGGUGGACUUUCUCCCUCUUCUAGUCCCAAUCCUGUUAAACGGAGCACUGCUAUCAACUGGUCUUUUCCUGAUAAAAUUAAGUCACCACGGACUGUCCGGAAACUCUCUAUGAAGAUGAAGAAACUGCCUGAUCUGAGUCGUAAGCUUAGCGUUAAAGGGAACCCAUCUAGCAACGUGGCCAUCAACAGUGGCCAAUUAGAACCCAGAGCUCACUCGCCUAGAGCCAAUGGGAUGGCAGAGCUGGGCCAGUCCCAGCCCAGACUGUCCCCGGCGGGUGUGACGACGGCAUUGGCAAGUGGUAAUGUGAUUUGGCGGUACCAUUUGGACAGCAGUGUUUCUACACAGCACAACUUUGAUAAAAGAAGGAGCAACAGUGGUGGCGUUCCCAAAUCGGCCAGUAAGGGAGGUUACCUAAGCGAUGGAGAUUCGCCUGAACUUGUAGCCAAGUCUGGAAAGCAUGGAAACUCCGAAAGAAAGAAUGGUAAAGCCCGGGACAGGGAUCUCAAUGGGAAUGGCGGAAGUUCGAGGCUCCCUGGCCCGGAGCUGGAUAUCGACGCCUUCCGUUCGUACAGUUUCUCUGAGCAGCCAAAGUGCCUAACGUACAUCUCUGGACUAAUGAGUCUGCACUUCUACGGCGCAGAGGACCUAAAGCCACCGCGGGUUGAUUCCCGCGACGUCUAUUGUGCCAUCCAGGUGGACUCUGUCAAUAAAGCUCGUACGGCAUUGCUGACCUGUCGGACGGCCUUCUUGGACAUGGACCACACAUUCAACAUUGAGUUGGAGAAUGCUCAGCAUCUUAAACUUGUUGUCUUCAGUUGGGAGUCCACGCCACGAAGGAACCGGGUGUGCUGCCAUGGAACUGUGGUUCUCCCAGCCUUGUUUCGUGUGAGUAAGACGCACCAGCUUGCGGUACGGCUGGAACCACGUGGAAUGAUUUAUGUGAAGCUGAGCCUCAUGGAGCAGAGGCAGAACUCUUUUGAUGGCCAUGAGGGGGAUCACGAAAUGCAGGUGUUUGGCAUAGAGGCUCGGCGCGUGGUGGAACGGGAAGCUUCUGGAUUGAUGGUUCCACUGCUCAUUGAGAAAUGCAUCUCUGAGAUCGAGAGGAGGGGUUGUCAGGUGGUGGGUCUGUAUCGUCUGUGCGGUUCUGCUGCGGUGAAGAAGGAGCUGCGGGAAGCGUUUGAGAGGGACAGUCACUCCAUCGAGCUCUCAGAAAACAACUACCCAGAUAUUAACGUCAUUACAGGCGUGUUGAAGGACUACCUCCGUGAACUUCCUCAUCCUCUCAUCACCAAGCAGCUGUACGAAUCCGUUCUGGACUCAAUGGCCAAGAGGCCGCUGCAGAUGGGAAGCGGCGGCUGCGAGAACGACUCAGCCGACACGGAUCACGCCGUCAGCUUGCUAGAGAUCCUGCCGGAGGUUGAGAAGGUGACCCUGAGGAAGCUUCUGGAUCACCUGAAGCGUGUGGCGUCCCACCACGAGGUGAAUAAAAUGACCUGUCAGAAUCUGGCGGUGUGUUUCGGGCCAGUUCUGCUCAGCCAGAGACAGGAGGCGUCCUGCCACGGGAACCGGGUCUUUAUCGACUCUGAGGAGCUGGCCAGCGCUCUGCACUUCAAGAAACACAUCGAGGUCCUUCAUUAUCUGCUCCAGCUCUGGCCAGUUGUGGACGCUCAGGGCAAAUCUUCAUCUCCAGUUCCUGCCCCAGUGGACUCGCUUCCAGCGGUAACAGCAGCCGUAAGGAGGAGGAAAGAGCGUCCACAGGUGUUGAAUCUAACCGAGGCGGACAUGGCAGGUGUUUUGCGGCCCAGAGCUGGCCGUCUGGACAGUCCCAGUAACCGUUAUGCGGGGGACUGGAGUGGAUGCCGGGAAACGUACCUCCAACCAAGUUGCCUGGAGGAGGCAGACUAUGAUGACGUUCCCAGCGAAGAGCCUUCAAAUGUGGGACAGGAGGACUUACAGAAGAGUACUGGAGAUGUAGUCUCCGAACAAGAGUUGCCUGAAGUGGACGAGGCAGUGGAGAGGGUUGAGGAAAUGCAGAUAGAGGAGGAAGAGAGCGAGGACGAGAAUACAGUUGUUUUGGAAAAGCUACAAGUGGAGGAACCUCUACUCAUCAGCCCCUGCGAUCAGAUACUCCCAGAUCAGGAGGAGCACCGACCCAAAGAGCACACCUACCAGGCCUACAUGAAGAUCCAGGAGAUCAGCCCAGUCCUAAGCAACAGGGUCAACUUGCGGGACUUGCAGGAGAGCAUUGACACUCUAAUCGGCAACCUGGAGAGGGAGCUCAACAAGAACAAGCUCAACAUAGGGUACUGACUCUUUACCAGAACAGUCAAAAUAUGACGGUGAUUCCCUAGAGACAUUAGCGCUAUGGAACAUUCUUGCUCCCAUGCGCACUUGGGAUGCAUGUACAAGAAGACAUUCCUCAUGUCUGAUUUGUGUUUUUUGUUUGUCUCCUGGUAUCCAUGUUGUUGAUCUCGUCAUUGUUUUUCUUCUUAUGAGAAGAACUCAUUGAACCCUGAGGGGUGCACCAGGUGCCUUCAUUGUGUUAAGGUGGUGCUUACGACAGUGAGAGCUUUUUACUUUCUACGGAGGUACAAGACAUUACGAUGAAAACCAAUGCACUUAUGGGGCCUGCCAAUAGAGGCACGGCCAGUUCAGGUACAGGUGUGAAGCCUUAUGAUGGGAGAACUAGGUACUACAGAUAAAUCCCUAAACCGGGGUACUCAGUCCUGCUCAUGGAGAUCCAGCUUCCUAAACCCUUCAAACACCAGAUAAUCAAGGUCUUGGGGUUCGCUUUAAGAGGUAGAUUACAGGAGCAGGAUUGAGUACCUGACCCUAACUUUAUGACCCCGAACCCCACAUCAGGGAUAUCAAAUACAAAUUACUCAUUGAGGAGGCAGUGUUACACGGUUGUUUGGGAUCCCGGUGCCCUACUCCCUAAACUCUGAAUGUUAUAUUCUGAUCCUUACACCCUAAAUAAGGGGUGUCCAGUCCUGCUCCUGGAAAGCCAUUCUCAUCUCCAGCUGUAAUUUAAACACACUUUAUCCAGUUAAUCAAGGUUGUGAGGUUCACUUAGAGACAGAUUGGGAUGGCGGAUCAUCAAGAGCGGAAUUAAGCACCCAACCUUGAACCCUACUUCAGGGGUCUUGAACGCAAAUUACUUAGUGAGGUGGUGUCAGUCUGUACUUUAGGAUCCCUGCACUCUACUCUCCUAUCCUAAACCAUACACCCUUAAUCAGGUUGUUUGAGCCUGCUCCUGGAGAUCUGGUUUCCUGUAGUCUUUGGUUCCAGCCCUCCAAACAAACUUGAACCUGCUAAACAAGGCUUUGGGAUUCAUUUAAAGAAAAGGUGGAUGAGCAGGAAUGGGAUUGAGCACCCCAACCAAACGACCCUGAACCCUACGUCACAGUUCUCAACUCUGGCCCUUAUAAUCCACUUUCCUGCAGAGUUUGGCUCCAACCCUAAUUAAACACACCUGAACUAGCUAAUCAAGGUCUUCAGGAUUCCUAGGAAGUCACAGGCAGAUGACUUUGAUCAAGGUUGAAACAAAAAUCUGCAAGAAAAGUGGAUCUCGAGGGCCAGAGUCGAGAAUGACAUUGCUUAUCCCUGCCUUACACCCUUCCCAGGGGGGUUUAUUCCUGUUCCUAUAGAUCCAGCAUCCUGAAAGCUCCAAACAAACUUGAACUAGCUAAUCAAGGUCUUAGGGUUCACUUAAAGAGGAGGGUAGAUCACCAAAAGCAGAACUAAACACCCAACCCUAAACCCUACAUCAGGGGUCUUGAACGCAACCUACCUAGUAAAGCGGUGUUAGUUGGUAGUUUGAGAUCCCUGCACCCUACUCCCUAAACUCUGAAUGUUAUAGCCUAACCCUAUCUUAAACCUUACACCCUUCCCAGGGGGUUUCACUCCUGCUUCUGCAGAUCCAGCAUCCUGUAACCCUACAAACAAACUUGAACUAGCUUUUCAAGGUCUUGAGAUUCACUUAAAGAGGAGGGUAGGUCACCAAGAGCGGAAUUGAGCACCUGAUCCUGAACCCUAAAUCAGGGGGUCUUGAACACAACAAACCUAGUGAAGUGGUGUUAGUUGGUAGUUUAAGAUCCCUGCACUCUACUCCCCUAUCCUAAACCUUAUGUCCUUAACCAGGGUGUUCAGUCCUGCUCUUGGAGAUCUGACCUCCUCUAGUCUUCGGUUUCAACCCCACAAACACACUUAGCAAAUCAAGGUUUUGGGAUUCACUUAAAGAGGAGUGUGGAUCACUAGGAGAGGAACUGAGCACCCCAACUAAAUGACCCUGAACCCUACAUCAGGGUUCUUGAAUGCAGAUUACCUAGUGAGGUGGUGUUAGCCGGUAAUUUCCCUGCACCCUACUCCCUAAACUGAAUGGUAUAGUCUAACCCUAUCCUAAGCCUUACACCCUUACCGGGGGGUUCGUUCCUGCUCCUGGAGAUCCAUGGUCCUAUAACAUCCAAACACACUAUAGCUAGUUAAUCAAGGUCUUGGGGUUCACUUAAAGAGGAGGGUUGAUCAGCAAGAGCGGAAUUGAACACCUGGUGAAGUGGUGUUAAUUGGUAGUUUAGGAUUCCUGCACUCUACUCCCCUAUCCUAAUCUUUAGUCCUGGAGAUCUGGCUUCCAAUAGUCUUGACUUCCAAACCUCCAAACACACUUAGCAAAUCAAGGUCUUGGAGUUCACUUAAAGAGGAGGGAGUGGGACUGAACACCCCAGCCCUACAACUCUGAACCCUACAUCAGUGGUCUCGAAUGCAAUUUAUCUAGUGAGGUGGUGUUAGCCAGUAGUUUGAGAUCCCUGCACCCUGCUCCCUAAACUCUGAAUGGUAUAGCCUUAUAACUCUAUUCUAAACCUUACAACCUUACUGGAGGGUUCAUUCCUACUCCUGGAGAUCCAGUGUCCUGUAACCUCCAAACACACUAGCUAGCUAAUCAAGGUCUUGGGGUUCACAUAAAGAGGAGGUUUGAUCACUAGGAGCCUAACCCUAUCACCAGGGGGGUUCUUAGGGUCUUAGGGUUCAUUUAAAUGGAUGGUGGAUCACCAGGAGUGGGACUGAACACCCUAAACCCAACCCUGCGACUCUAAACCCUACAUCAGGGGUCUCAAACGCAAUUCCCUAAACUCUGUAAUGUUAUAACCUUACUCUAACCCUAUCCUAAACCUUUCAUUCUAAACAAGGGAUGUGCAGUUCUGUUCAUGGAAGGCCACCUUCAGCUCCAGUUCUAAUCAACGUCUUUUAACUUUCAGGCAGGUGUGUUAAAGAUGAUCUUUGCAUAAUGGUGGCUCUUCAAGAGCAGUAUCGGACAUCCAAUACCCUUUCCAUUCAGGGAGCGACUAACGCUGCUGGUCUAGUUGAGGCUGUGGACGUAUGAGAUUAAAAAAGUGACUGUUUGAGGUUUUUUCCUUGAAAAAUACUUAAAACGUCUUUCUAAACAAGCUAUGGACAGCUAAACAUGAAUAUGCUUGUAGUAAGUAGUAAAAUUAAUAUUUAAUAAUAGUUAGACAGAUCUUUAAUGCAAGUUUUUAAGAUGGAAUUUUAAAAAUAACUUAAAUUUGAUGUUUAUUUUGCUUUGGUGCCCCUUAAACAUACUGAAUGAGUACGAUUUCACUUAAAACUAAAAGAGCAAUCUAAGUGACCUCAGUGGUAACUCUGAUCAUUUUGUUUGUAAAUACAUCACUCAGCAGUCCAGGGAUACAAACUCAUCAGUAUUUGACAGACACAUGUAUGUAAGUAUGAAUAUAGUCAGAAUAUGUAUUUUCAAUGACGUACACUUCAGUUUGUGCAUAUUUAAAUGUUCGUCAGCUACCUUGUAGUAUUUGGCCUGUAGAUCAGCCUUAAAUAAAAUAUAUAUAUAUAUUUUGUUGGAUCUAUGUAAUGAUAUAACCCACAGUCACAGAACAGGGAGGGAUUCUGGGUAUUUUAUGGUCACGAAAGUGCAGGAAAUUUGAGCAUUGCAUGGUCAAAAGCUUUACGGUCAAAAAUAAAGUGUUUCUCAGUGUCUCCUACAGCGGGAUGUAUUUAUGCGUGUAGAUAGAGAUUAUUUUAAUUACAGUGAAAUUCUGUUUUUCUCCAUUUGGCAGCUGCUCACGUGUAUGGCUUGCUUGUAAAUGUGCAGGUCUUGUGAAUGUGAGACUGAACCUUUACACGAGCCGUUCAUUUUCUGAUUGUGCUUCUCGCCUGACAAUGCUACAGUCUGGUUGAAAAUCUCAUUUAAGCUCUAAAUAAAGGAUUUGUAACACAGCAAAUAGAAAAUAGUAACAAUGAAAUAAUUUAGGUUAAGAAAGCGAUUUAAAAACAAUCGACUGAAAGUUUGAUUGGUUACCGUAGCCUCUGUUUCCUCUCAGUGGGGACGGUCACACUAGAUUUUAAGUAUACAAGAGUAUGAACUUUUUUUGUAUGUUUUUGCAAAAUAAAUAUAAACAACAGGAUAUGAUGUCUUGCAUAUAGAUUUGUCAUUUGAAUGCAUUAUGAAUAAUAAUAAUACAUUCUGAAUAUUAACUGUCGAUUUCAGUGUGCAUGCUUUUAAAUGUGUAUUGAUGUGAAUCUAGUGUGACUGCACCUUUGGAGUGUUUGAUCUGGAUUCCUGAAGCCUGAUUUGGGAUCAUACAGCUACUGAUCCUCAAUCAGCAAGAAGGAAACUUGUGAGCUGCUUUGAUAAACAUUCCUCUGUUUUUCUUUUCUCUUCUGCGGUUUUUAUAAAAGUUUGGUUGUGCAAAAAUGAACGUAUGACUAAAGCAGAAAUUCUUUGUACUGAUAUUGAGAAGUAUAUGAUCACAUUAAAGUUUAUGUUUCAUGCA
Molecule: messenger RNA, 8840 nt
Organism: Labeo rohita (rohu)
Lineage: Eukaryota; Metazoa; Chordata; Actinopteri; Cypriniformes; Cyprinidae
Gene: syde2
Product: synapse defective 1, Rho GTPase, homolog 2 (C. elegans)
Exons: 8
Coding region: 178-4347 (1389 amino acids)
Biological process (GO): signal transduction
Source: RefSeq, a predicted model, not a curated record